UAUAACGAAAGAAAACCAAUCUCUUUUCUUUUCUUUUUUUUUUUUCCCCUUCAUUUCAAAUACUGAAAUACACAGGCUCUGACUGAACCAGGCUCCAUCAACCCGUUAAAAGAAGAAAGACUAAACCCCUAACCAAUGGCCGAAGCCCUAAGCCCUAACCCUAGGCCAAGGAUCCCUAUGGUCUCUCGCAUCCAAUCCCCAACAAGCCCCUUCUUCUUGGGCUCUAACGACGACAAACUCGAACGUGCCCAGGCUCGAGCCGCUCGAGCUGCCGCCAUCCGCCGCAAGUCCGUGGCUCCCCAUGCUCAGCCGCCUACUGAUCCCGAUCCCUGCCUCGCUAAAGACCAGAUUCUCGAGCUGUUCCAAAAUUGCAUCAAAUUGGCCAGUGAAAAUAAAAUUAAUCAAAAGAAUACUUGGGAGCUGAAUUUAAUAGACCAUCUUCGGGAGAUUAUCAAGGUUGAAGAAGAAAAUGAUGUGGAGACGAACUUUCAAAAGGCUAGUUGCACUUUGGAAGCUGGUGUUAAAAUUUACUCAAUGAGGGUGGAUUCGGUUCACUCAGAGGCAUACAAGGUUCUUGGUGGGAUAAACAGAGCAGGUCAAGAAAAUGAGCAAGAUUCUGUGGUGGAGAAUGCCAAUGUUGAUACUGCACAGGAAGGGAAUCCAAAGAAAGAGACAGAGAAAAAGAUGUCCCCUUUAUCAACAUUGGAAUCUUCUUUUGAGGCUCUUAAUGUAAAGAAAUUUGAUGUUGCAUUUGCAGUGGAUCCUCUCUAUCAUCAAACAUCUGCGCAAUUUGAUGAAGGUGGAGCCAAGGGUCUGUUGUUGAAUAAUCUUGGUGUUUAUGCUGGAUGUCGGGUUCUCUUUGAUUCAUUCGAAGUGCCAGGGAAGGAAAUGCCUUCUGCAAAUCAACACGAUAUAUCAGAAACAAUAGAUCUGUCUUUUGCUGGAGAAUACCUUGAGCAUAUGGUUUUGAACAUGCGAGCAAAGGAUGAGAUUUCACCGACCCUCAAGAUUAUAGUCAAUCAAUUCGAUGAAGAUAACAGAAGGCCACUGGAGAACUUUUCCUGCAGCCAGAGGUCAACGGACCAAGCUGACACUAUAAAUAAUGAAAUAGAGUUUGAUGGUGAUGCAUUUGAGAGUUUUGAAACUGAUGGUUUUGAUCAUGAUGACCAACCAAGCAUUGUUGAUGAAGAAUAUAAUGGGGCAGAGCCAACUUUUAUGAGUUAUAAUGAGGAUACUGAGCAAUUUUCUUUCAACAAUCCUGAUGGGGACAACAAAUUUAAAGAAGUUGAUGAAUAUUUGUUUCUGAGCUUGGGAUUUUCUUUGAAACAAAAUGCUUGGGCAGGUCCUGAUCAUUGGAAAUAUCGAAAAACUAAAGUGUUGAGUAUCAUAGGUUCUGAGGAUGUAUCUAAUGAAGAAAAUACAGCAGCGUUAACGGCAAAGAAAGCUAGAAAUAAGAAACAAGCUGAGCCUGAUAUUGAUUUCACAAAAGCCUUUGAUGAUGAAAUGCCAGACAUCUUUGCUCCUCCCAAAAAUCCAAAGUCAUUACUUCUGCCUUCAAAUAGAGCUCCUUGUAACACAAAGCUUCCUGAAGAUUGUCACUAUCAACCUGAGGAUCUUGUCAAAUUGUUUCUUUUACCCAAUGUGAUGAUGCAUGUUCUUUUGCAGUGCCUUGGUAGAAGAAGGAGAAGAAAGUUUUCAGAUGAAUCAAGGGAGCAGUGUGAUGAUUAUGAUCCACAGCCAUCCUGGGAAGAGCAAAGUGGAUUUGGUGGUUUUGACAAUGAAAUUGAUCAUAGCGAUGUGGAUGACUCCAGCACACUUGUUACGCAACCUCGUCAGGUUAGUAAAAUUGAAGUUCAAUAUGAUAAGACAUCUAAACAAGUUGAUGUUCAAACUUUGAAAGAAACUCUUUGGGACCGUAUACAACAAUCUCCAGAAACAUCAUUUCAGGCCCCUGAAGAGAUGAUAUCAUUCAAGCAUCUCUUGGCUAGCUUUCCUAUUGAUUGCAAAGCUGCUGCAACAAUCGAGGAAAUCUCUCCUCAUCUGUGUUUCAUAUGCCUGCUACAUUUGGCCAAUGAGCAUGGACUGAGCAUCCGUGGUUGUCCCAACAUGGAUGAUCUUGGUAUUCAACUUCCUCACAACAGAUAAGCACAGCACAGGUGAAGUGAUUUAUAUCAUCCCUCACCUCAUACUGCUUGUAAAAAUGUUUGUUAACCUGUUAGCUCGGCAACAACUGAGGUGCCGAGCAACUGGAAGUCUUGUAAGCCUGAUCUUGUUCUUACAUCUAAGUAGGUUGCUAAAACACUUAACUCAAAACUUGAGAAAUUGGUGCUCUGUACGUCAUAAAGCCCGGGUGCUUUCUGAACUUUGUCAUUUUUGUGGAAAGCAUUAUUGUUUCUGAUCCCUGGUGCACAUUUUACACAACAGAAUUGGAUUAAUGUUACUUCUAAAUCUUUUAAUUAGAUUAUGAAUAUCAGAAAAUGUCUUCCUCCAUAUAUUGUUCACCGACAUCUUACAGUUUUGUUAAAAUGCCACUACUUGGGAUUGUCAUCAAUGCUGAUUCAGAUAUUUUCAUCAUGGGUAAACAAAUGGAAAGGUCAUGAUAAUUGAUAAGUGGCUCAUAUCUGAGAUUUAGGGAUUACUGGGUUCCUGACUUGCAGCUUGUUUGUUUCUAUUUUAAGUUUUAU
This is a messenger RNA of Durio zibethinus, 2684 nucleotides long. RefSeq names its product condensin complex subunit. The record is from RefSeq and is a predicted model, not a curated record. Lineage: Eukaryota; Viridiplantae; Streptophyta; Magnoliopsida; Malvales; Malvaceae. Gene Ontology annotation, cellular component: condensin complex. Gene Ontology annotation, biological process: mitotic chromosome condensation. Gene Ontology annotation, molecular function: chromatin binding.